This is a messenger RNA of Rotaria sordida, 1665 nucleotides long. NCBI's taxonomy places the organism in Eukaryota, Metazoa, Rotifera, Eurotatoria, Philodinida, Philodinidae. The record is from the annotation of a GenBank genome assembly.
AUGGAAUUGAUAUUUCUAUUAAUUUUUUAUUUUAUAUCAGAAAUGAAUAUGUGUGAUGUUGAAAUGAAUUUAACACGAACAUUAUUAGAUCCAAUUGUUUAUGAUAAAACAGUACGACCUGCACGAGUUCAUACUGAUGUAACAAAUGUAUCAUUUGAUUUAUCACUUGCUCAACUUAUUGAUGUUGAUGAAAAAAAUCAAAUUAUUACAACAAAUCAAUGGAUAACUAUGAGCUGGCUUGAUCCCAAACUUACAUGGGAUCCUUUAGAAUGGGAGAAUAUCAGUUUACUUCAUAUUAAAUAUGAUAAAAUUUGGUUACCUGAUAUUGUUUUGUAUAAUAAUGCUGAUAAUCUUGCUUCAUUAAGUCAAAUAUCAACAAAUGUUAUGGUAUCUUCCGAAGGUAUAGUUACAUGGUUAUCAACGGGUAUUUUUAAAAGUUCAUGUGCUAUUGAUGUUCGUUAUUUUCCUUUUGAUGAACAAAAUUGUUCAUUGAAGUUUGCUUCAUGGACUUAUGACAGUGCUCGAAUUGAUCUAGCACAAAAAACAAAUAUUGGUGAUUUGAGUAAUUUUAUGGCAAAUUCAGAAUGGGAAAUUAUUAAAUUACACGUGAGAAAACAUGUUGUCAAAUAUUCCUGUUGUCCAGAAACGUUUCCUGAUCUUACUUAUAUAGUACAAAUGCGGCGUCGUCCAUUAUUUUAUGUAUUUAAUAUGAUUCUUCCAUGUUUUCUCAUUACAAGUGUUGCUUUUCUUGGUUUUUGUGUUCCAUCUGAUAGCGGUGAAAAAGUAUCUAUUGGUGUAACAACUCUUCUUUCAAUGACAGUAUUUCUUAUGCUUGUUACUGAUAGUAUGCCACCUAAUUCAGAUUCUUUACCAUUAAUUGGUAUUUAUUAUUUUUCUGCAAUUAUAAUUGUAAGUAUAGCAACAGGGAUGUCAGUUGCUUCUCUUAAUUUAUAUCAUCGUGGUAAACAUCAUCUUCAUCAUGUUCCACAAUGGAUGGUACGAUUAUUUUUUAUUAUAAUUCCAAAAUUACUUUUUAUGCAUAUUGAACUUCCUGUUCUUUGGCAAAAUCGACGAGAAAAUCUUCUAAAAUGCAAGCCAACAAAAACAUCAUUUCCACUAGUAAAAUCCGAAACAAAGAGAAAACAAACAAAACAAUUGAAUAAAUAUUCAUCAAAUAAAUAUGAUUAUACAAAUAAAAAUACUUCAUUACAUAAUGGUAAAAUGACAUUAUAUGAAGAUCCGAUUGAACCUAAUCCAACAACUUCGUUAACAUCUUCAGAUAAUCUCCAUUCAUUUGAUUCUUAUACAUCUCCACCACUAAUACUUCGUUCUUAUACAUCUAUACAAUCAUCAAAUAGACAACAACAACAACAACAACAACAACAACAACAACAGAAAUCGAAUGAUAAAAAUAAUCAAGAUUAUUUAACAGAUUUAUCAAAUAAAUAUACGAAUAAUAUGAAAUUAUCUAUUGAUUAUAUACAUCGUAUUGUUGAGCAAAAUGAACAUCGAUAUCAACGACUAGAACAAAAUAGAAUUAUUGCACAAGAAUGGCAACUUUUAGGUCGAGUUGUUGAUCGUCUACUUGUUGUUAUAUUUUUAAUUAGUACAAUGGUUGUUUUUUUAGUUAUUUUUCUUCAGGCACCACAUUUAAGAUUGAAAUAA